Paramormyrops kingsleyae is the source of this 745-nucleotide messenger RNA. Lineage: Eukaryota; Metazoa; Chordata; Actinopteri; Osteoglossiformes; Mormyridae. The record is from RefSeq and is a predicted model, not a curated record.
AUGAGUUGCAUUGUGAACCUGUGGUCCAUUACUUUUCUUCAAGGACCCGGAUACUCCUGUCAGUUGACACUGGACCCCAACACAGCAAACAAAUACCUGUCUCUGUCAAUGGGGAACAGGAAGGUGACAUGUGGGGCAAAGCAGCCACAUCCUGAUCAUCCAGAGAGAUUUGACCGCUGGGAGCAAGUUCUGUGCAGAGAGAGUCUGACUGCCCGCUGUUACUGGGAGGCUGAGUGGGAUGAAGAUGAAGCAUGGAUAGGAGUGACUUAUAAAGGGAUCAGGAGGAAAGGAUGGAGUGAUGACUGUGGGCUUGGAACCAAUGACAAGUCAUGGAUUCUGUGCUGUGGUCCUGACAGUUACUCUGUCUGGCACAAUAAUAAACAGACUCGCAUACCCAUAGAGCCCUCAGGCUCCCUCAGAGUAGGAGUGUAUCUGGACUGGGGGGCUGGUGCUCUGUCCUUCUACAGAGUCUCCUCUGAUGGACUAACCCCCCUACACAGAUUCACCUCCUCAUUCACUGAGCCCCUCUAUCCAGGGUUUUUUGUUGAUAUAACGUCCUCAGUGUCACUGUGACGUGUUGCUGGUUCUCCUGGCAAAAAGGUAAAAUCUCUGCUUUUUAACCUUUAUAAUCCUUUUUACUCUGAUAUAUGUUUGACAAAAAUGCCUGUGAUCAGUGAGCUGAAUAAACAUAUAGUUUUAUAGUUUCUGACUAAAAUAUAACUAAAUGUAAUCGUGAUAUCCUGAA